Molecule: messenger RNA, 1896 nt
Organism: Candidozyma auris
Lineage: Eukaryota; Fungi; Ascomycota; Pichiomycetes; Serinales; Metschnikowiaceae
Gene: ZCF30
Product: Zcf30p
Exons: 1
Coding region: 1-1896 (631 amino acids)
Biological process (GO): DNA-templated transcription
Molecular function (GO): zinc ion binding; DNA binding
Source: RefSeq, a predicted model, not a curated record
AUGGAGAAAAAAUUAAGCUCAUUCGAGUCCAAAUUUGACGACUUGGUGGGGGCACUUCGAGAAAGUCGGUAUUCAACAAACGACUUCAGUCAGGAGAGAGUAUCGCUUGCAUACAGAGAUCCACCAUCAGGUGCACAAUCUCACUAUAUUGGUAGUCGAGUAUCGACUCCGGAAUCGUCAGAGUCUGAACAGAGUGUUCACGGAAGACGCACAUAUAAUGAUGAAUUUACAGUCUGUAAACGGCCCAAAUUACAUGUUGAGAGCUCCACCAGGCCGCUUCUUACACUUGAGGAAGCUAAGCUUCUCUUCAAAUUUUUUAACUCUCAUAUAUCCCAACAACUUUUUGGUUUUGAUAUUGAAAAAUUCCAAGUUAGUCAAAUCUGGGAAACGUCGCAAUUACUAGUCUACGCUGUUUGCACUAUUGCUGCUAUGCACUAUCCCGACCCAUCGAUAUCUUCCAAACAGAGUGAAUUACAGCAACAUUUGCACAAAUUGUGUUCUGAGAUUCUUUUUCAGCCGCGACCAAAGUCUGAUGUUGAGGGUUUCAACAUCAUUGUUGCUCUCAUAUUGUGUAGUUUUUGGCUCUCAGACUCCCAAAGAUUUACAGGUUUGGCUUUGCAGCUUGCAAAAGAAUUUGGUCUCAACAAGCCUGUGACCGAGAAACUGCACACUCUCAAUACAAAAGACCGCCUCAAACUAUGGUAUUUGCUCUACGUGUUGGAUGGACAACAAUGCAUGUCUCUUAACAGGCAAACGCUUUUCGAGACAGACGACUACCUGAUAAGAAACAGCCGCGAAUUACUUUUAAAUAAGAAGCCCCGCGAGAUCGAAGGAACAUUGGACAACCAAGAUUCCACAAAUGGUUCACUCGUGAAGAAGGAUACCUCAAAAACCCUUCUAUCCAAUGAAAAGGAAGACAUCGGUAGCUGCUUUACUGAUCUUCAGUUGGUAUCCCAAGUGGAGUAUAACCUGGCCAUCAAGGAGGCAUUUAAGGGCAAUGCAUGGGACCUAAUUGCACCGAGUACUUUCGGCAUCCCAUCGAAGUCUAAUCUCGAGCUUGACAAGUGGAUGGUUUCAUGGACAGUUCUUCUUGCUCCUAUUAACAAUGGCGCCGUAUGGCUGUCGAAAUCUACAUUAAUAUACUACAACUUCGCCAAGAUGCAUAUAAACUGCUCAGCCCUACGGGAGCUUCAAAUCGAUACUGGUUCUGAGUCUGUGAUAUUCCCGAAGUGGGAACAAUACCAUCAAUUGAGACAAAGAAUGGGACCCUUGCCGCUUCAAGAACAAACGAGUCAACCAGAAUCUGAUAGCGAGACUGAUGAGGAAGACGAGCUUAUCAGCAACAAAGAGCUCGCAACGCACGAUCAGACCCUAUUGAGUCUCAAUAUUGCCGUGAAUGCCGCUCAAACGGUCUUGAAUCUUGUUCUCAGCGACAAGGAUAUAACCAACAAUUUAAAGUAUGUUCCAUUGCAUAUUCAUAUCAUGCUAUACUAUGCUGCCUUAUUACUUGUUAAUCCCCCACCAACGGAUGCAACACAUGUCGCCAAUACGAAUCAAGACACCUAUUUUGUAAAAAUUAUCGAGAGCUUGAGAACUGCAAAAAUGUUGCAGAAAAAGAUCUAUGUCAAUUUACCGACAGAUAAAAACUUUGGGAACAAAUUUAUCGAAAGCUUAGAUGAAGUUGUUGCCGACCGAAGCCGAAAGUUGAAAAGUGAACUUCACGAAUCUCCGCUUUCCAAUGAUCGUAAAGGUGAGCUUUUUGAGCAAAUUUCGACAUUGAAUUACGUCGAUGACCAUUUGGAAGUGUUCUCUGGUUCGGGAAAUAGUAGCAAAGAGUCCUCACCAAGGGAAUCAGGCAUAGCUGCAUGGCCAGGUUCUCAUCAUGGUCAUCCAUGA